AUGUCGGGAAGAGAUUGCAUUAUUGAAUCUGAGACAACUGAAAUAUUUUACUUUCAUCCUGUUAAUAAGGAUUGGCAAAGCAGGAUAAGUUCUUUAUUAUCUAUGGGACAUUUUGUAGGAUCUUUGCCUACAACAACCAACAUGCAUGUCCGACUUGGUAUACCAAGUACUAUUCAAAAAGUAGUUGGAGAUGGUAACUGCUUCUUUAGGUGCAUCUCCUAUACUGUCAGUGGCAGUCAGCAGUUUCAUUCAGUUGUACGAGAGAGAGUAAUAAAUCACAUGAGGGAGAUGGAUGAUAAGUUAACGUCAGUUUUACCAAUGAUAGAGAGUGUUGCCAACUACAUUAGACGAACGCGGAUCAAUGAAUGUACUUUCUGGGCUACAGAAGUUGAAAUAAUAACCGCUGCACAUUUACUUAAGACAGACAUCUUCAUUUACAGCUCUGACCAUGGGUGGCAGAAAUACAGUGGAAAACUAGUAGAUCCAUUAUUACAAACAGAGGAAUUUGCAAUAUAUCUAAAGCACACUAAUGGUAACCAUUAUGAUGUGGUCACCAACACAGUACAAGUAACAGAGAACACUGUUGUUGAACAAAAGGGAAAGCUGCUGUCAGUCAAUGAUCUUGUUCAACAAUACUAUGCUGAAACAAAGAGACGACAACAAAACAGAACCGCACAAGAAAUUAAAAAAUUGAAAGUGAAACAGAGGCAGCAAAAGUACAGAGAAAGGCUUUCAGCAGAAAAAAAAGAAGCACUCCGCAUGAUCGACAGAGACAGAAAAAGAAAGCUUCAUGAAAAUGAGACUAUAGUCUGUAAAGAAGCAAAUAAAAUAAAGAAGAAACAGCAACGUUUAAGUAUUGAUGAUGAGCAAAAAAGAAAAAUAAAUGAGAAGGAUAGAUUAAGAAAGAGGGAGAAGCGCUCCAAGUUAUCUGAAGAGCAGAAAUCAAAAAUUUGUGCUUCUGAGAGAAAACGUAAGAAUGAAAUGCUAAAAAGUGUUACAGAAGAGCAAAAAAAAGAAUUCAAUAAGAGAGACCGACAGAAAAAGAAAGACAAGCGUUCCAAUUUAUCUGAAGAGCAGAAAUCAAAAAUAUGUGCUUCUGAGAGAAAACAUAAGAAAGAAAAAUUACGAAGUCUAACAGAGGAACAAAAAACAGUAUUCAAUGAAAGAGACCGACAGAAAAAGGAAGACAAGCGUUCCAAUUUAUCUGAAGAGCAGAAAUCAAAAAUUUGUGCUUCUGAGAGAAAACGUAAGAAAGAAAAAUUACAAAGUCUAACAGAGGAACAAAAAACAGGAUUCAAUGAAAGAGACCGAAAGAAAAAGGAAGACAAGCGUUCCAAUUUAUCUGAAGAGCAGAAAUCAAAAAUUUGUGCUUCUGAGAGAAAACGUAAGAAGGAAAAAUUACAAAGUCUAACAGAAGAACAAAAAACAGGAUUCAAUGAAAGAGACCGACAGAAAAAGGAAGACAAGCGUUCCAAUUUAUCUGAAGAGCAGAAGACAAAAAUUUGUGCUUCUGAGAGAAAACAAAGCAGAAGAAAACAAGAUUUUAGAACAUUACAGAAUGAAGAUCAAGUAAUACAAAGAUUUUCAAAAGACAUCCAUCAGUACCCAGAGUAUGUUUGCACAUGUUGUAGAAGACUGCUUUAUAGAAGAAGUGUAACACAUGUUGGAACAGAAUCUUUCAAAAAUUCCUCAGAAGAAGUUGUAAACAGUUGCAUAACAGGAAGAAUAUCUGCCUUGGGAUUUCAAUGGAUUUGUCAGACUUGUGCUAGAUAUGUUAAAAAAAACCAAAUUCCCCCACAGGCUCUUUAUAAUGAUAUGGAAGUUUCUGACAUACCUGAAGAACUAGCAAAAUUAACAUCUCUAGAAAGAAGAUUAAUUUCUCGUCGUUACCCAUUCAUGAAAAUGCUAGCAUUACCAAAGGGGAAGCAGAGUGGCAUAAAAGGUGCGGUUGUAAAUGUCCCUGUGAAUGAAGAAAAUGUUGUCAAUAAAUUGCCAAGAUUACCAAAUGAAGCUGGUGUUAUCCCCUUGCGAUUAAAGAGGAAAAUUGUGUACAAAACACAUGAAAAAUUUGAGUACAUUAGACCAAACUACAUCAAAGAUGCAUUGAAUUGGUUGAGAGAAAACAAUGAGCUCUACAAAGACAUUACUAUCUAUGAGAACUGGGAAACAAAGUGCUCUGAAAAUGAUAAGGAGCUUUGGACAGAACUCACCACUAAUGAUCAAGACAACAAUAUUCUUAACAGGAGUGAAUGUCUUCCGGAAGAAAGUGCUGUCAAAGAAAAUUCAGAAGAGGCACAUGAAGACAUUUAUGAUGAUGAUCCAGUAUCACAACUUAGAGGUGUAAAAUUUGAGAGUUGCAUACAACCUUCUGAUGCAUCCAUUGAUGUAGAUAAAAUACUGAACAUUGCUCCAGGAGAAGGCAAAAUGCCAUUAUCUAUUCUUAUGGAUGAUCUUUUUGAAGAAUUAGCUUUUCCAAAUCUUUUACCAACUGGAAAAUUUGGUUGGAAACAUAACAGAAAAAUCAAAUUAACACCCAAAAAAUAUUUUCAAGCCAGACUACUGAAUGAAAAACAAACAUUUGCAGCAGAUAUUGAAUAUAUUUUUGUGGCUCAAACAAUAGUUGAAACUAAACAAAUUACAGACAGUAUGAGCAUUGCUCUCAGGAAAUCCUUCAGUGCAACUUCCACCGGAGAUAACAUUACAGCAGAAAUGGUAAAGAACCCUACUAUUUUGCACAGGCAUUUGCUAAAGGAUCAUGGAUACAGAUUUCUGCAACCAGUCAGGGGCUCUCCACCAUAUUGGCAGAAAGUGCAGUACAAGCUAUUAGCUGCUGUAAAACAGUUUGGAAUAUUUACAUGGUUUUUUACUCUCUCUGCAGCCGAUCUCAGAUGGCAUGACACAAUACAGGCCAUUGCAUCACAGCGUGGACUUAAUCUAUCGGGCAUUGAUAUUGAUUCAAUGUCUUGGGAUCAGAAAUGCUCAUGGCUUCGUUCAAAUCCACUUACUGCUGCUAGACAUUUUCAAUACAGAUUAGAUUGUUUAUUGAAAGAUGCCAUUUUAGCAGAUUGUCAACCAUUAGGAGAUGUUCUUCACUUUUUCUAUAGGAUAGAAUUUCAGCAAAGAGGAUCCCCUCAUGCUCAUGGAGUUUUGUGGAUCAAAGAUGCACCUCAUCCUGAAAAGAGUAAAGAAGAAGAUGUGAAUGCUUUUGUAGAGAAAUACAUUAAAAGCACCAUUCCACCAGAGUAUGAAGACCCUCAACUUUACAGACUUGUAACUCAGUUACAGAAGCAUACACACUCUGCUGCUUGUAAAAAGACGGGAAGGCAAUGUCGUUUUAACUUCCCAAAGCCAGUUUGUGAGACAACUAUGAUCUGCAAACCUACACCCCAAGAAGAAAAUUCCCAAGACCAAGCAAAUAUUUUGAAGAACUCGAAAGAAAUUUUAGCCAAUGUGAAAAACUUUGUAAUCCAAACAGAUGAUUUACACUGCGUAUCUCUUGAGGACAUAUUCUUUAUGUGUGGGACAAAUUCUCGGCAAUAUCACAUUGCAUUAAAAGAAUCUGUUACAGAUACUACCAUCUACACUUUAAGAAAUCCAUCCGACGUCUAUAUAAAUAAUUAUAACCCAACUUUGUUAAAGACCUGGCAGGCUAAUAUGGACAUACAGUUUGUUUCCAACCCUUAUGCUUGCAUUCAGUAUAUAGUGGCAUAUAUCACAAAAGAUGAAAGAGAGAUGGGAACAUUACUGGAAGCUGCUAGCAAGGAAGCUUCACAAUUAGGACUAAAACAGCAAAUGAAAGCAUGUGCAAAGACUUUUACAAAUGCCAGAUCUGUCAGUGCGCAGGAAUCAGUGUACAGGAUACUUGGUUUGCCAUUGUACAAGUCUGAUUUCACAGCUGUUUGGAUCCCAACAGGUUUGCCGCAUCAGAGGGUCCACCUCCUGAAGCCAAUCAGUGUUCUACAAGGACUGGAUGAUGACAGUGAGAAUAUAUUUACAGCCAGCAUAGAAGAGAAAUAUUCUGCACGCCCUGUACAAUUGACAUCUUGGUGCUUAGCAAACUUUCAAGCAUGGUAUGACCUAUCAACAUUCAAAGAUAGCAAAGAUGAUAUGCAGCCUGAUUUGCUUCAAGAAGAGCAGUUGUUACUUGAGGACAGAUGUCCAGAGAAUUUUGUGUUGGAAGCACCAAAUGAAUUCAUCAUUCGUCUUGCUAAUGGCAGUUUCAAAGUAAAGAAACGAAAAAACAAGCCCUUUUAA
Molecule: messenger RNA, 4254 nt
Organism: Saccostrea echinata
Lineage: Eukaryota; Metazoa; Mollusca; Bivalvia; Ostreida; Ostreidae
Exons: 4
Coding region: 1-4254 (1417 amino acids)
Source: RefSeq, a predicted model, not a curated record